UUUUAUCAGUGAUAAGAGAAAUGGCCAGCCACGAUAUCAAGUUGGAGGUCUGCGUUGACUCCAUACGAUCUGCUUUUGCCGCCGAGGCUGGCGGAGCUUCACGGAUUGAGCUGUGCUCCGCAUUGGGAGAAGGUGGCCUGACACCCAGCAUUGGCACCCUGAAAACCCUUAAGGAAACGCUCACAAUGCCCAUUUACUGCAUGCUGAGACCACGGCGGGGCACUGAUUUCGUUUACAGCGACGAGGAGAUGUGCGCCCUGCUCACAGACAUGGACUUGUUGCGGGAAAACGGCGCUGAUGGCUUCGUUUUCGGAUCCCUGAAUCCGGAUCGCAGCAUCAACGUGGAUCAGUGUCGGCAUGUUUUGCUGGCUUCGGGUGGUCUGCCAGUGACCUUUCACCGCGCCUUCGACCUUACCGACCAGAAGUCCAUGGACGAAAAUGUUCACCUGUUGCGGGAACUAGGUUUCAGACGGCUGCUGAGCAGCGGAUUCCGACCCACGGCUGCCGAUGGUGUGGACUGCCUGGCACAGCUGAUAGCCAAACAUCAAAGAGACUUUAUAGUUAUGCCCGGCGCCGGAAUCAAGGUGUCCAACCUGGAAGAGAUCCUCACAGUCAGUCGCUGUCUGGAGUUUCACGCUUCCGCCCAGGACACGGCCGGCGAGGACUAUGUGGCGCCCACCACCACGCGAAUGGAGUGCGACGUGACCAUGGGCAAACAGGACGUGGAUCCCUAUUACGGAACCAACUCUAACGUGGUGCGCAAGAUGGUCACCAUUGCGAAAGCCAUGAGCUCCCGCUGAAAAUCUUAGUUCUUGACCUAUCCCUAAAACUUAAUUUAUUCCUUGACUGCUUGUGCACUUUCAGUAUCCUCUAUAUAACUAGUAUAUAGCUUUUACUAAAGUAGUCUUAUCCCAAAAAUUCCAAAUUAUAAAAAGUAAUCAAUACAAUUUGAUUUCGCCUGGCAUUGUACUGCAACGACAUGAUUGUGGAGACAAAAGAGAAUUCCACUGAGCUAGCAGAUCGUUCUUUUAACGAACACUUGAUUAAUGCAGAAAAGGUAUUGCACAGAAUAGAAGCAUACAGUCUAAAGCUAAAUAACCAUGUAAGGGGAUUGAAAGAACUACUGGCCACCAAUAGAAGGUUGAUUGCGGGGCUAUCGUACAAUGAGCACAGCAUGAAAUCUUUAUUGGAAAUUAAAGGCAAAGACAAACAAAUGGGGUAAGAAAAAGAAGGCAAUCUGAACGAUUUUCAGGUCGGUGUUGAACUAAUGCGUUCUAAGCCCAACAUCGAGUAACAGAAGGUGUCAUCUUCGUAGGACUUGCAAGGCGACCAAUAUCAGAGAGGCGUGUUGGACGCAAUGCAAGUCUCACAUCGUGCCACCAAUGAAAGAACAUAUCCAGGACUUGGUGACGGUCCAAAGGAAGCCCCAUACGUCUAGAAGCCGCCCAGCAAAAGAAGUUGAACGGCAGAAAGGUGGUCAGGAGCUGACAGAGAGAAUGACUUUAUAUUCAGAUCUAAAAGAGGAGAUGGGCUUCAAAGUAAAAUGCAUGCUAAAGCUAGUGGAGAAAAUGGAUUUCAAAACGGCCACAAUUGCCGAUGUGAAAAUCGUUCGCAGAAGGGUGUUAAGUGCAAUGUCAAGGCGCCAAAAAAGCUGUUGUGAACCAGAAGGGGUUGUUUCCAAUUUGACAUUUAAAUCAAAAAAUCCUUACCUAACUGCUGCUUAAUAAAAUUGUAUUUCUACAAAUAA
This is a messenger RNA of Drosophila santomea, 1747 nucleotides long. Its product is annotated as copper homeostasis protein cutC homolog. Gene Ontology annotation, molecular function: copper ion binding. NCBI's taxonomy places the organism in Eukaryota, Metazoa, Arthropoda, Insecta, Diptera, Drosophilidae. The record is from RefSeq and is a predicted model, not a curated record. The transcript has 2 exons. Bases 21 to 800 code for a protein of 259 amino acids.